GGACUCACUUCCUGCUUCUGUAAUUUCCUCUUCCGCUGCCGUUUGGAGGGCAGAUCAUCGAUCCCUCAUCAGUGAUAUCGAUCCGCUGGGACCGACCCACUGCAGCGCGGUGGUGCCUUCAGGGGCCUUCAGUCCGACCUCCCGCAGACUCCAAUGGCGACACCCGACCCAAUGCUGGGAGGACGCGAGGGGUCCAGCCCGCUGUCCGAGGAGGCCCCGAGGAGGUCCGGGGGGUCCGGGGUGAGCUCCUGGGAGACGGAGCUGACCUCCGUCCAGCACUCGCUGAAGUUUGUGUCGACGCUUCGGGAGGAGUUCGUUUGUCCCGUCUGCGGCGGAGUCGUGCUCGACCCUCAGCAGAACUCCUGCGGACACAUCUACUGCUUCCUCUGCCUCCGAGGACUGAUGGAGAGCUCGUCGCCGUCUGGCCCAGUUUGUCCGGCGGACGGAGCCGUGAUCACGCCGGCCGAGGUUUUCCAGGACAACUGCUGCAAACGAGAAAUCUCCGGUUUAGAAGUGUACUGCACCAACUACCCAGAAUGCACCUCGGUGGUCACGUUACGCCACCUGCAGGAGCACCUGAGGUCGUGUCAGUAUGAGCUGCUGCAGUGCUGCAAUCCGGGCUGCAGGGCGGCGCUGCAGAGGCGCUACAUGCGGGAACACCUGGCCGACGCCUGUCCCCACCGCACGGAGCCCUGCCCGCACUGCCGGCGACCGCAGCGACUCGGCUGCAUCCAGGAUCACGUGCAGAGCUCCUGUCCGCAGGUGGAGCUGGACUGUCCCAGCGGCUGCUCCCUGAAGGUCCCCAGACACAAGCUGACAGAACACAGAGGCUCGUGCGCGCAGCUUCAGGUCGACUGUCCUUUCAGGGAGUUCGGCUGCUCGGUGCAGCAGGAUAAGAGAGGCAGAGCGAAGCUGCACCAGGACGCCGCCGUCAACCGCCACAUGCUGCUGGUCCUGAGGAGCAACGCCCGCCUGGAGCAACGGGUGGAGGUUCUCCAGGAGGAGGCGCUGCUGCUGCAGCAGGACGUCCAGAGGGACAGCUCGCUGCUCGCCGGCCUGCAGAAGAAAAUCCCUCCGCUGCUGCGACAGAACGACAGCGAACACAUCGUCGUCUCCGCGGCUCAGAGGAUGCUGAGCAGGCAGGAGGACGUCCUGUCCACCGUCCAGCUGGAGGUCCAGCAGGUGUCUCGGGGACUCGGCCUGGAGGAGCUGGAGGAGCUCAGGAGGUCUCUGGAUGCCGUGAUCCAGGAAGUGUCGGCCGCCGAGGUCCUCAGAGAACACCUGGGAACCUCGGAGGAGAACCUGAAGCAGCACUCGGGUCUCCUGGACCUCCACGCCGCCCAGCUCGGUAGGAACGAGCAGCACCUGCAGGAGCUGGCGGCGACGUCCUACGACGGCAAGCUGAUCUGGAAGAUCGAGGACUUCGGGAGCAGGAGGGAGGCCGAGGUCAAAGGUCACCCGCCCUGCCUGAGCAGCGUGCCGUUCCACACCGGCACCUGCGGCUACAAAAUGGCCUCCAAGGUCUACCUGAACGGGGACGGCGAGGGCAGAGGGACCCACCUGUCCCUCUACGUUGUCCUGAUGCCGGGGGACUUCGACGCUCUGCUGCCGUGGCCCUUCAGGCAGACCGUGUCCCUGUCCGUUCUGGAUCAAAGCGGCGCCGCUAACCACCAGAGCCUCGGCUUCAGGCCCGACCCGACGUCCAAAAGCUUCCGGCGACCCGCCGCCGAGUGCGCCGGCAACGUCGCCGUUGGAUUUUCUUGCUUCCUUCCCCUCGGCAAGCUGGAGAGCCCUCAAAACGCGGCGUACGUGAAGGACGACACCCUGUUUGUCAAAGUGAAGGUGGACAUGGCCGGUUUCGACCCUCUCUAGGCCUCCGGUCCACAACGUGUUUUCAGGGUUUGUUUUUAUUUUGGUACUUUGGUAAAAAAAAAAGUUUGACAUUUCGGGAAAUAUCGUCUGUCUGACAGAUGUUCAGAUGGAUACAGUUUUUCCUGUCAGCUUCAGGAUUCUUUGAUGGUCACUCAUAAUUAUUUAAUGCCACUUAUCUCAAGGUCACGACCUAAUUAUCUAACACUUGGUGCUUAAAUCAAGUUAUUUAAGUCCGUCAUCCCGAUAUAUAUCGGAAUCUAAUAAUCUGCAGGUAUGAAACCGUUAAGUGUUGGUCAGGACUGAAAAGUGUCUUUUUUAUUCUCCACUUAAUAAACAAUGCGUUUCUUUUCAAGAGAAGGAGAUGAUGACGAUAAACCGGCAGCUGUUUGCCCACAAAUACAGGAAGUUUAUUCUGUGUGUGUGCAGACGAGUUCUACUGUGCGUUUAUUAUUAUAGUUUAUUAGUCUCGAUUGAGCAAAAAGAAACACGAACACUUCCCGUCAGGUAGAGGGUCGUUGCGUCUGUUAAAAAAAAAAAGAGGUACCUCCAUCUUCCUGUGAAAGAGCCGACUCAGGGUUCAUUCAGGCGUUUCCCAUCAUGCAUUGGGUCUUAUCUAAUACUUCUCCAAUGUUCUCAAUAAUUUGCUGUGUCAAAAGCUUUCUGGAGGUCAACGUAAAUACCGAUCUCAUCAUCGUCAUUCCCUCCGUUAGUGCACAUAAGUAGUAGUUCUAUUUUUCCUAAAUGCAUACUGAUGUUCACUCAAUAAUUAAUUUUUACUCGCACAGAGAUCCAAUUGUUGCACCAAUAAUUUCUCUUAAUAUUUUUGAAAAUUGAGGAAGAUACCGGGUCUAUAAUUAUCUAUUUAAUGCUCCGUUUUUAAAACAUUGGUAUUACCUUUUAUAGUUUUCAUGUUAUUAGGGGAAACAAACUGAUUACACAUAUAGAUACAGAGGUCCUACAAUAAAAUCAAUGACUUUUAUAUCAGAUGUUCUUUUGUUUUUACAUUGUUUGUACAAUUUGUUGUAUAUUAAUUUAAUUUAUCCCACAAGGGAACAUGGAAAAUGUAAACUCGUGGCUCCACCUCAUUAAAAUGAUGCUGACACAAGUGAUGACACAA
This is a messenger RNA of Cyclopterus lumpus (lumpfish), 2989 nucleotides long. It is a transcript of the gene traf5, whose product is annotated as Tnf receptor-associated factor 5. Gene Ontology annotation, molecular function: thioesterase binding; zinc ion binding. Gene Ontology annotation, biological process: regulation of apoptotic process; regulation of canonical NF-kappaB signal transduction; protein K63-linked ubiquitination. Bases 154 to 1872 code for a protein of 572 amino acids. The record is from RefSeq and is a predicted model, not a curated record. Gene Ontology annotation, cellular component: plasma membrane signaling receptor complex. The transcript is spliced from 11 exons. NCBI's taxonomy places the organism in Eukaryota, Metazoa, Chordata, Actinopteri, Perciformes, Cyclopteridae.